AGCACCCAUUUAUAUAUUGUACCAGCAGCCCAGUGAAUGAAAUAUCUUGACAAACUAUCGGAGUCUUUGUUUCAUAUGGGAACAUUGGAACAGGCAUCGAAUUUCCAAAAUGCAAUUUCGACUAAAACCACUUUAGCUGAUGGCCGGUAGUCUGCCAGAAUGCUGCAGUUUCCGCAGACAUCAAUCGUCAUCCUUUUGCCCGAUUAACUUAAAGUUCUCCACCGCUGUUCCGAGUGAGCCAGCAAACGCAUGUCGCGACUCAGGACCACACUCGACAGCGUCACCAAGGCAGUAGGCAGCACGGAUCUCAUCUCCAAGUUCUCCCGCUUCAAGCCUGGCAGUGCCACAGUCGACAGCACCCAUGCGGAAAAAGCCCUGGCCAAAGCCGAGACCUUAGCCUCUACCAGCUCAGCUACUGCCUCGCCACCAGAAACCACCAUGAAAGAAGAAGAGGAAGAUGGUGACAGGAACACAGCGGAGGAGGAGUUAGACAAGCAAUGCCAGCAAGUUGCAGAAAAGCCCUUCGUUGCCACAAAGAAGUCCGCAUCCAGUUUGGCCUCCUCAGCUAAUGUGUCUGCGCCGAGCUCUUCCUCGACUGUGGCGAAACAAACGAUGCAGCUGUUUCACCCAGCAGCUCUGUCCGCCAACAUGGAUGAGACGUAUAAAACUCUGGCUCAACACAUCAACAGUUACUUUGGCACCACUACACAAGUGGAAGAUGGAAACGACAGGCCACCGCAGCAACACAGAGGAGGAGGUGAUCCUGUUUCUGAGCCCAUUCUGAGUGCUGUUCCUCAGACAGCUGAGAACCACAUUCCUAUUUUGUCCCCAGUGGCAGAGGCUAAAAGUAUUGAUGCACCCACUACCUCUCCUCCAGCUCCAUCAGAAAAACUCAAUCCUCCAGUAGGGACACCCUCUUCAGACAUCCCUGCAACUGAAAGCGCAGCUCGGUCCAUCCCUGCGCCUGCUACCUCCCCUAAAAAGGGCUUCACCCACUAUCUUUCCUACCCUCGGCCCAGCGUUCAGGCGUUUGUCGGCAGCUACAUCGCACCCCUGGUCCCCAAAUUCAGAGGCGAUUCCAAAAGCGUUGCAGCUGAAAAAGACAAGUCUCCAGCAGUCACCCUGGAAGAGUCCCCUGUGGACAAGGCAGUAGAGAAAACAGAGAGUGAAGAGGAGAGAGUGAAGCAACAGCUGUUGACUCAGAGAGAGAAGAUAAUAGCCAGAGUGAGUGUAGACAACAAGACCAGAGCCCUGGUGAAAGGCCUGCAGAGGGUCACUGAUGUCAAGCUCCUCACCAGUCGAGUGGAAGAGCUCAGCUAUCACCUCCUGGAGUUCCCUGAGACGCGAGGUGUAGCUGUCAAGGAGCGCGUGCUGCCCUGCCUACUGCGUUUGCGCCAGGCCAGAGACCUUCCUCUUCAGGCUGCAGUGAGAGAAGGGCUGGCCCUCGUUGGCUACACUGAACCCGUCAAAGGCAGAGGAAUUCGGGUCCUGGCCAUAGACGGAGGAGGAACGAGGGGACUGCUGGCUCUGCAGACUCUCCAUAAACUGCAGAACCUGACCGGCAAACGAAUCCACCAGCUGUUCGACUACAUCUGUGGAGUCAGCACAGGCGCCAUUUUGGCCUUCAUGCUGGGAAUUUUCCAGAUCCCCUUAGAGGAGUGCGAGGACAUGUACAGGAAGCUGGGAGCGGAUGUCUUCAAACAGAACGUCAUUGUUGGAACCGUCAAAAUGGGCUGGAGCCAUGCUUUCUAUGACAGCGAAAUAUGGGAAAACAUCCUGAAGGAGCGGAUGGGCGAGGGCCAUAUGAUUGAGAGUGCCAGAGACCCACACUGCCCCAAAGUGUCAGCAGUGAGCGCCAUUGUGAACAGGGGUUUACCCCUGAAGGCUUACGUUUUUAGGAACUACAGGCUCAUGCCAGGAGUGAGAUCCCACUACCUUGGAGACUGCAAACACAAAAUGUGGCAGGCUAUCAGGGCCUCGUCUGCCGCCCCGGGCUACUUCCAGGAAUUUGUCCUGGGAAAAGACCUCCAUCAGGAUGGAGGACUCCUAAUCAACAACCCCACAGCGUUGGCCAUCCAUGAGUGUAAGUGUCUGUGGCCAAACACACCGCUGCAGUGUGUGUUGUCUCUGGGCACCGGACGGUAUGAGACGGCGGGCAAGAACAGCGCGACCUACACGAGCCUCAAGGCCAAGCUCACCAACGUCAUCAGCAGUGCCACAGAUACAGAGGAGGUGCACACCAUGCUGGACGCUCUCCUGCCCCCCGACACCUACUUCCGCUUCAACCCCUACAUGAGCGAGGACAUCCCGCUGAACGAGAGCCGCGUGGAGAAGCUGAACUUCCUCAAGAGCGAGGGGGAGCGCUACCUGGAGCGCAACGAGGCCAAGCUGAGGAAGGCGGCGAGCGUGCUGGGCCAGGAGAAGAGCGCCAUCCAGAGACUGGCCGAGUGGGCCAAGCUCAAGGGCGACAUGUACGAGGGCCUCCCCUUCGUCUCCAAGCUGUAGUCAGUGGCCAUGAGAGAGAGUUUUUAAGGUAAGAAGACAUGAAGUGUAAAACCACCCAGGACCUGAUAGAUGAACUGUUGAAAAGGAAACAAACUGGACACAUUUUUAAGCAUCUGGGCGCAAUUUAGAGGGAAGAAACAAAUAACUGGUUCACACUGUUUGAUUAUGAUCAUUAACACUAAAAGGACUGUUUGAGAAAUGUAUAACUAUGGUUAUUUAUUCAAAAAGACAACACAGUAAAUAAUAGUGUGGAAUUACAAAUGUGAUGUAAUUUGUUCUUUAUGGGACAGAAUGUGUCUGUAAUGCAGACAUACAGACAUGGUUUGAAUAGAACUCAGCAGGUUUUGACACUAUGAUGAAAUCAUUGACUUGUUCAGAGUAAGGAAACGUAUGUUUACACAAGUUCAUAAAUAUAUGAAUGAUGAGAUGGAUAAAGUGUUGGUCAACUGAAUGCACAAAGUUGACGGUGAUGUGGCUCUGACACAGGACCACAUCAUGCAGAAUUCAUGGUAAUAUGAUUACUGUAGUUAUUUUGUAAAGAAAUAAGAGUGAUGUUCAUUUGCAUUUCGGUAACUUGAAAACAUUAAGAAGCAAUUAAAACAUGAUUGCACAAUGAAACGCGACUGCCGAUUUCUUAGACUGUACAGAGGUAAGACCUCAUGCACUUUGUAAAAUGUCAUUCUUAACCAUGAAAAUGUAAAUAGUAUUUGAAGUAACUAUGAAUACUCUCGCUAGAAUCUAAGAAUAUGACAAAAACAAUACAGCUGAUUCUUCAUUUCACUGUCCUGUAUUGGCACAUAGAGCCACACUGACAUCUGCUUUAAUCCUAAUGAGAAAGUAUCAGAUUGCCGUUCUCCUCGUGGUGCCAAGCAUGUUCUCCGUCGUGGCCUGUUACCCCAGUCUGGAGCUUUUGCCUUUAACUUUACUCAAGCCUGAAUUCCUCAGUCCUGGCUGUUGUUCAUGCGCACCUUGUGAAUUUGACACACUUUUUAAAUUUGCCCUGAUUCCUCACUCCUUUAUUGCUUGGUGGAAUGUGAAAAUACAAAAAAAAAAUGUCAUGAAAAAAUAAAAUUUGGUCUUCAAAACCUUGA
This is a messenger RNA of Chelmon rostratus (copperband butterflyfish), 3596 nucleotides long. RefSeq names its product patatin-like phospholipase domain containing 8 (gene pnpla8). The record is from RefSeq and is a predicted model, not a curated record. The transcript has 10 exons. Bases 250 to 2505 code for a protein of 751 amino acids. NCBI's taxonomy places the organism in Eukaryota, Metazoa, Chordata, Actinopteri, Chaetodontiformes, Chaetodontidae. Gene Ontology annotation, biological process: arachidonate metabolic process. Gene Ontology annotation, cellular component: membrane.